ACCAUUGGCUGGCUGACCCACAGCCGGCCAAUCCUGGGCACGGAAGAGUUCAUUGGAAAUCUUGGGACUUUGUGGACACGCGGGACACCAGAUACGAGCUCCCAACGUCGCAACUAAUGCGAGGUGAAAAAAUUUGCUCUUCUCUUCCGAGUCUGUUUGUUCUCGAGUGUUGCCUGUGCUCGUGAGCGGGUUGGAGAAAAGAGGGACGACUGGAAAAUCAUCAUUUGGGAGGUCAAAGGAGAAAAGAAAAUACAGAGGUUAAAUCUAGAAGGUAAGAAAGGAAGGUGUAGGGCUGCAGCUUUGAGAUGGGUGAGGCUGGAGGGGGAACCGAAUGGGCUAUGGGGGGAGGCAGAGGCCACCUUUGGGGAGGUACGGCCAUGCCUGGCCUUAACUCAGGUUGCCCUCCUGGUUCAUCAAAAGGUGGAAGAGAAGAGAGGGAGGGUGCAGAAGAAUAUCAAGUGACAACUGAAGAAACUGAACUCUGGCUAGAGAAGUGAGCCCAAGAGGGUGGAUAACUGCCUGCCUGGUGGUUUUAUUGUUGACUUAUUUCAUAGAAUGCUUAAUGAAUCCUUUUAUUGAGAGGUACUUGGAACCUUAGGAAGAAGGGAUGCCCAAAACAAAAGUUGGGGCGCUGAUGAGAACAACAUAGGUGACCGGAAUGUUUGAGCUAUAUCAGAAUAGUGAUGUCAAAUCUCCUUGGCUGAAUCUACCCCUCUGUACCUCUAGGCCUGUGGUCCCUGCCUGUGCUGGGUGACUAUGUUCUUGGUACUUACGGAGCCGGCUGCCUCCCUGCACUUCUCCCUGCCAGCUUCCUUUCUCCUCCCCAUCCUCAGCCUGCUUGCACUGGUGUCGGCCCAGUUUACUGUCAAGGGACCGGCUGAUCCAAUCCUGACCAUGGUGGGAGAAAACAUCACGUUACACUGCCACCUGUCCCCAGAGAAAAAUGCUGAGGACAUGGAGGUGCGGUGGUUCCGGACUCAGUUCUCCCCAGCAGUGCUGGUUUAUAAGGGUGGGCGAGAAAGAACAGAGGAGCAGAUGGAGGAGUACCGAGGAAGAGCCACCCUUGUGAGCAAAGACAUGAGUAGAGGCAGUGUGGCGCUGGUCAUCCACAAUGUCACAGCCCAGGACAAUGGCAUCUACCGCUGUUACUUCCAAGAAGGCAGGUCCUAUGAUGAGGCCAUUAUGCACCUCAAAGUAGCAGGUCUGGGCUCUCAGCCCUUUGUUGAAAUGAAGGGACAUGAGGAUGGCGGCAUCCGGCUGGAGUGCACAUCUGGAGGGUGGUAUCCAGAGCCCCUGGCAGUGUGGAGAGACCCUUAUGGUAAGGAUGUACCUGCCCUGGAGGAGGCUUACACUGCUGAUACAGACGGCCUCUUCCUGGUGACCAUAGCUGUGAUCAUCAGAGACAGCUCCGUGAGGAACAUGUCCUGCUCUGUCAACAACACCUUGCUCGGCCAGGAAAAGGAAACUGUGAUUUUCAUUCCAGAAUAUUUCACACCCAGCAUAUCUCCAAUAGUUGUGAUCCUGGCUGUCAUCCUGCCUAUUCUCACCAUCCUUAUGGCCGUGAGCAUGUGUUGCAUCAAGAAACUCCAGAGGAAAAAGAAGAUAUUGUCAGAGGAAAAGGAGGUGGAACAAGAAGAAAAAGAAAUUGCAUGGCAACUUCAAGAAGAAUUGCGAUGGAGAAGAACACUCUUACAUGCUGCCGAUGUGGUCUUGGACCCAGACACAGCUCAUCCUGAGCUCUUCCUGUCUGAGGACCGGAGAAGUGUGAGACGCGGCCCUUCCCGCCAGAGUGUGCCUGACAACCCUGAGAGGUUUGACUGUCAGCCCUGUGUCCUGGGCCGGGAGAGCUUCACUUCAGGAAAACAUUACUGGGAGGUGGAAGUUGAAAAUGUCAUGGGAUGGACAGUGGGAGUUUGUAGAGACAGUGUUGAGAGGAAAGGGGAGGCCCUAUUGCUUCCUCAGAAUGGCUUCUGGACCCUGGAGAUGUUUGAAAAUAAGUACCGGGUCCUGUCCUCCCCUGAGAGGAUUCUCCCUCUGAGAGAGCGCCUUUGCAGGGUGGGUGUCUUCCUGGACUAUGAAGCUGGAGAUGUCUCCUUCUACAACAUGAGGGACAGAUCACACCUCUACACAUGUCCCCAUUCAGCCUUUGCUGGCCCCCUGAGGCCCUUCUUCAGGCUGGGGUCUGAUGACAGCCCCCUAUUCAUCUGGCCAGUACUCACAGGAGCCAAUGGUGUCACAGUGCCUGAGGAGGGCCUGAUUCUUCAUAGAUCACAAACCCACCACCUCCCACAAGACCAAUUGCCUGGUCUCCCAGCCAUGUAGGGAAGCCCUCACCCUCCCAGCUGCCACUGUCAGGGCCUCCUGGCUGAGUAUAGGCCUCAUUCCCUCUGGUCAUAUAAGCUGCUUCUUCACACCCAUUUUAGGGCUCAGCCCCAGCUCUCCCCCUCAUCAGGCUGUGGCUUUUUUAUCUCCUCUGCUUGACUGUAUAGGGAAGAUCUGAUGUUAGGCAGUUACUACUGUAACACAGCUGCCAGGCAAGACAAAGUGUGAAAAGAUGGUGGGCAGCAAACCCGCUCCUUUACCAUCAGGGUGACAGUGUCAAUCCUGAUACUCCCGUCAGCAUCAGAUAUGGCGAACAUGGGAUGAGGGCAACAUAAUCCACCAGGAUACAAGAAGAGGAGGGAACCACAUAUGGGGGUCAGAGACAGAGGAAGUGGGACCAGAGAGGUGGGAGAAAGAUCAAGGUUGUAAGUGUGGUUAUGUCUCACCCUGACAGCUAAAGGAGUACUUUGAGAUGACAGACUAUUUCCACCCAACCCCUAAGAUUUCCAGACCACACACCCACAGGCUUAGACCCAGGAAGGAAACGAAUGAAGGAUGCAGAUGCAUGUUGAUCUGGGCUGGCUCAGGUUUCCCUGCGAUAAACAAGGUGUCAGUACUCAGUCAUUGAGCAUUGCUUGAGGUUUGAUGUCCUGCCUGAGUAGUCAACUACUGGACCAGGUCUACCUUAGGGUUCAGGUUGAAAGGGGACAGCAGUGUUAAAGCUUUCUAGUCUCAGGAUGCCUUUAUAUCCUUAAAAAUUAUUAAGUAACCCAAGGAAAUUCUGUUCAUUUGAAUUAAUAUUUAUUAGUAUUUAUGGCAUUCUAGAUUGAAACUGAGAAAAUUUUCUAAUUAUUUAUGA
Otolemur garnettii (small-eared galago) is the source of this 3181-nucleotide messenger RNA. It is a transcript of the gene BTN2A2, whose product is annotated as butyrophilin subfamily 2 member A2. Bases 757 to 2322 code for a protein of 521 amino acids. Lineage: Eukaryota; Metazoa; Chordata; Mammalia; Primates; Galagidae. Gene Ontology annotation, biological process: regulation of cytokine production; T cell receptor signaling pathway. The transcript has 7 exons. The record is from RefSeq and is a predicted model, not a curated record. Gene Ontology annotation, cellular component: external side of plasma membrane. Gene Ontology annotation, molecular function: signaling receptor binding.